Molecule: messenger RNA, 1514 nt
Organism: Pocillopora damicornis (cauliflower coral)
Lineage: Eukaryota; Metazoa; Cnidaria; Anthozoa; Scleractinia; Pocilloporidae
Product: beta-1,4-glucuronyltransferase 1
Biological process (GO): protein O-linked glycosylation via mannose
Cellular component (GO): Golgi apparatus
Molecular function (GO): glucuronosyltransferase activity
Source: RefSeq, a predicted model, not a curated record
GUAAAAUUUUCAAAAUGGCGGCAAUUUUCGUCUCCUAGAGGUACAAUAACAUUUAAAACAUUUUGAAUCACAAAAUCAAUUUGCCGACGCGAUACAUUGUCAAUACCGUUAACUAUAGUGGCCAAGUCCUUGCUGCAUCUGUACAGAGAGCUCAUGAUUGCUAAUGCGGUGCAACAAAAUUAGGUUAAUUUCGUUUUUAGGUUUUCUUGUCAUAUUGUUAGUAUCUUUUAACGUUUUCCUGUUGAGUAAGCUAAACAGCGUCAGUGGGGAGGGAUACCUCAUUAGAUUCAAGAAUCUUCUCGAAAAACAGCUGGAUUUCAAACAACUUCCAACAGAUUCCUCCGGCCAGUACAAAGUAGAUGUUAACUUUCUUUUGGCAAAGACUCAUGUAUUGAAAGAGGAACUGGAUGUAACAUUAGUAACUCAUUGUACUUCCAAUCACCUUCAUUAUCUACUUGAACUCACUGAGCACUGGAAAGGCCCAAUAUCAUUAGCUGUAUUUAUACCAGGCUAUGAUGCAGUAACAUCAUUUACCUCUCUACUUGGCCUCUAUCAGUGUCAUGAAGCAUUCAGAGAUCGUGUGACAGUACAUUUGGUGUACCCAUUGUCACAUCCUCCUGCAGAAAAUGUACUUCACCCACAUUGGAAACAAGCACUGAGUCAGCAAGGAAACUGCAACAAGUUUUUAGCAAAACUCAAGAGCAAUGUGGUUGGAGGAGAACAUGGCAGGAAUUAUGCCAAUGUCAAAGUGCCCUAUCCAAACAAUCUGUUGAGAAAUGUCGGACGCUCAAUCUUACCUCCAGAGGCCUACAUACUGGUGGUUGAUGUGGACAUGAUGUGUAAUGGUGAUCUUUAUUCCAGUUUCCUUGAAUACGCCCAACAUAUAAACCUUAUGGUGAACAAAGUUAAAAGGGUGUUUGUGGUAGCUGCUUUUGAAAGUGUUAAAAAGCUUUCACCAUCACUGACAAAGAAAGAGUUAUUAGGCCUGUGGGAUUCUGGUAGUGUACAGCCAUUUUAUUAUCAAACAUGUUGGAAGUGCCAGAAGCAUUUAGAUUAUGAUGCAUGGAAGAGCUAUAUCUCUUCAGACAACAAUUUGCAGAUAGCUUAUUCCGUUGAUUGGAAGGAUCCAUGGGAACCAUUUUACAUUGCACCCAAUCAUGUUCCUCUAUAUGAUGAGAGAUUCAAGCAGUAUGGGUUUAAUAGGAUCAGUCAAGUCUGUGAGACUCACACUGCUGGCUAUGACUUUGUGGUCCUCAACAGUGCUUUUCUUAUUCAUCAUGGUUUCAAAACAAGGGAUGGAUUUCACUCUGCCAAGGAUGAGGAAAAUAACCGUAACAGAGAUCUUUUUAGGACAUUUAAAAAGGAACUCAAGUCUAAAUAUCCACAGUCAACAAGUCACUGUUGACAGACAAUGUACCACUAAAACUGAUUAACAUGAAAAUACCAAAUAUUUAUUAAGACACUUAACUCUUUUUAUCUUAUUGAGAGAAAAAGAAAGAUUUUUCUGAGCUGGA